AUGGGCACCGGUUAUACCUCAUUCUCUCCCAACCGCCAGGACAAGAACCACAUAGCACAUGAGCUUAAAGUGUUAGCAAAGUUCUGUACGGUGGCGAAUUUUUAUUUGGCGUUUGCGCAGGGGUUGAGUCUGGUGCCGGUGGUGAAGAAAGUUGAUUUGCCUACGGCGGAUGUGGAGAGGGCGUUGGGGCAGAUGGAGGACGUGUUUGAGUUGGACUGUAAAGAUGCGGUGAGGGUGAGUGCGAAGACUGGGGUUGGGAUUGCAGAGGUUCUGCCGGCGGUGUUUGAGAAGGUUAGGCCGCCGGAGGGGGAUCCAAAGGGGAAUUUGAGGAUGUUGUUGGUGGAUAGUUGGGUGUUUGAUGGGACGGUGAAGGCGGGGGAUAGGUUGGUUAGUUUUGCGACGGGGAAUGAGUAUGUUGUGGGGGAGGUGGGGAUACAGUAUUCUAAUGAGGUGCAGCAAAAGCUGUUGAGGGCGGGACAGGUGGGGUAUGUUUUUUUCAAUCCGGGGAUGAAGAGGAUACAGGAUGCAAAGAUUGGGGAUACGUUUACGACCAAGGGGAAGGAGAGGGAGGUGGAACCGUAUCCGGGCUUUGAGGAGCCGAAGCCGAUGGUGUUUGUGGCGGCUUUUCCGACGGAUCAGGGGGAUUAUGAGAAGCUGAAGGAGAGUAUUGGGCAGUUGGUGCUGAAGGAUAGGAGUAUUACGAUGCUGAGGGGGGAGUAUGGGAGUGAUAUUAUUAUUACGGAGCCGGCGGUGCCGGUUAAGAUUGUGUGGAGUGAUGAGAAGGAGGAGAUUAUCACGAACCCGGCCGAGUUUCCGGAUGGGGAGGAUCACAGGCUAAAGAGGGCGACGUUGUAUAAGCCAAUAGUGGCGGCGACGAUUACCCUGCCGGAGCAGUAUCUGGGACGAGUGAUGGAGUUUUGUGAGAGUGUGAGGGGGGUGCAGAAGAGCGUCGAGUUCUUUUACGCGACGCAGGUGAUUCUUAAGUAUGAGUUGCCCACGGCGAGUUUGGUGGAUGACCUGUUUGGCAAGUUGAAGGGCGCAACUAAGGGGUAUGCGACGCUGGACUAUGAGGAUGCCGGGUGGAGGGAGAGCAGUUUGGUGAAGCUGAAUGUGCUGGUGAAUAAGGUACCGGUGGAUGCGGUGGCGAGAGUGGUGCAUAGCAGCCAGGUGGAGAGGCUGGGGAGGCAGUGGGUGACCAAGUUUAAGGAGCAUGUGGAUAGGCAGAUGUUUGAGGUCAUCAUCCAAGCUGCGGCUGGCAAGAGAGUCGUUGCAAGAGAAACGUUGAAGCCAUUCAGAAAAGAGGUCCUGGCCAAGCUGCAUGCCAGUGAUAUCGGGCGGAGGAGGAAGCUGCUUGACAAGCAAAAGGCCGGACGUAAAAGGUUGAGGGCGGUGGGCAACGUGGUCAUUGAUCUGUCGGCCUUCCAGAAAUUUUUAACAAAGUAG
Molecule: messenger RNA, 1443 nt
Organism: Podospora pseudopauciseta
Lineage: Eukaryota; Fungi; Ascomycota; Sordariomycetes; Sordariales; Podosporaceae
Product: Translation factor guf1 mitochondrial
Exons: 5
Coding region: 1-1443 (480 amino acids)
Biological process (GO): positive regulation of translation
Cellular component (GO): mitochondrion
Molecular function (GO): mitochondrial ribosome binding; GTP binding
Source: RefSeq, a predicted model, not a curated record